Molecule: messenger RNA, 2512 nt
Organism: Magnolia sinica
Lineage: Eukaryota; Viridiplantae; Streptophyta; Magnoliopsida; Magnoliales; Magnoliaceae
Exons: 7
Coding region: 1354-2274 (306 amino acids)
Source: RefSeq, a predicted model, not a curated record
UGGCAUUAUUCAUAGGUUAGGAUCAUCUUAUCAAGUGUGAUUCUUGGACCAUGGGUUUCUUCUAAUGGUCCAAUUGAAUGAACAAUCCCAAUUGAUGAUUAGGCAUCCCCAAGAAGGUGGGAACCUUAGGAAAGCCUUUCUUUUCUUAAAUAAGUAGUCUCCAAGUUGACCCAACCCAAAUGAGCACUUAAGUCCAGUUAAAACCAUUUUUGGAUUUUUAAACUAUGGUUGUAAGCAGCGGUUGGUCAAAAGCUGUUGAAGCUCACAAAUGUUGUGUGCAUCACAUCCACUCCAUUUAUCAAGUGCCACUUCUAACACUCAUUGUAUAGUUUAUAGAUAAACCCAAUCCAAAGAAGCACACAAAGACCAAAAUAUAAUCAAUGCGAGAAAAAAAAAACCUCAACGACUAUGCGGUCUGUCCUUCCUAUGUUUUGAUAAUGCUGGUCAUUUUAUUGUCUAAUCAUCCCAGUCAGGCUCAUCAAAUGAACAUGCUGGAUGGAAUAUAGGCACCAUGGUAGGCCUCACAUACAAACCAACAAUUAGUAUCGCUCACCAUCAUUUCUUAUGCAUUGAUCACCUUAUUUGCAGUUAAGGCUACUUUUAGCCUUGGGAACCCUUAACAAAAGUAAUGCCUGAAUGAUCAAGUUGAUGUCAUGCAAAAUAUGUUGGGUCCCACAGGAUUGAUCCGCCCAAUGGGUACAAAGGUGAUGCGGAGGAUUUACGUUGGUGAAUGAAGUAGAUCCAUCACUUUCUAGCCAAGUUAGGAUGGUGCAUCUCUAGAAGAACGCUAUCGAUUGGAGAAUUCUCUAGCUUAUAACUUGUAAAUAUAGAGUUUUUGUAUUGACUAUUUUCAUUAUUUUGAAUAUUAAGGCAUGGCUCUUAUUUAUAGAGCAAUUUUAUAUACGAACUACAUGUUGAAAUAAUUACAGAGGAGUUGCACAAUGAAAUAAUAACAAAUGAGUUACACAAUUAAAAUAACUAUAGAGGAGUCACACGUGAAACAUUAUGCAGUGUUACACAAUGAGAUACUAAUAAGAUGGCAAAACUCAAGGCAUGAAGGUAGGACAAAUAGGCCUUGAUUUACUGAACGCAUAUUACAUGACAUGUGUACAAUUAUUCUCAUCUAACGACUGAUGCAAAAUAUGAUUUUUCAAAUCAUCUAUUAUAGUCCCCUUAAAACUAGGUAGAUAUUGAAAGCCAAGUUUGAUAAGAAUUGAGAGGAAGGUGUCAUGAGAAAGAGGCUUCGUGAAUACAUCAGUAAGCUGAAUGCUAGAAGAAUCAAAAUGGCUGUGAGAUCUCUACUUAAGAGGGCGCUAAUCUUAGCUUCCGACAACAUCUAGUGAAGUAGCUGAAAUGAGACAAUAUGCUGGAGCCAUGUUGCACCAUUUGGACAAAGUCAAAUACCUAACUACUAUGGAGCUCCCUUUGUUCGUUGCGAUGAUUUUACUUUUCAUGGUUUUCACUUUGAACAAAUCAAUGGAAGGACAAAGCUCGCCAAAUAGAGAGGAGGGAAAUGAAAAUGUUCUGGACAAUUCCUUACGCCACGCCACCAAUAAUCAAAUGGAAAAGGAAACUGAUUGUCUACUUCCUCAAGCAUGUUCCAACGAUACACGUCUGGAAGGGACCCCCGGAAAUCAUACGCCAGAGAGAACUAAUUCUGGAAAUGGGACACAGCCAGUGCGUGGGCCCAACCCACAAUCAUUACCAGAGAUUGAUACUAGACAAACACAAUCAGAUAAUGUGGCCCAAAGAGAAACGCCAGCGAGGGCAUCUUCACCACAAACAGAGAAUGUGAAUGUGAAUAUGACAGAAUUAAGCCUUUCCUGGGUUGUGAUUGGAUUCUCUGCUGGUGCGAUCAUUGCCUUCAUGGGUCUUCUUGGAAACAAUAACCAAAUUUCCAACCACAUGGCUUUCUAUGAAGCCGGUAUGUGGUUACUUUAUACCUCAUUGCUCUCGGGUAUAAUUAUGCUCAUGAAUUCCAUCUUCUGCAAGUUUCCCUGUACUUUUUCCUACGGUUUCAUGUCUCUUGCAGUCGUAUCAGGAACUUAUGCUAUAAGCUUUGGAAUAUACCUUCUACUUCCGAAGAGCAAAUUCAGGCUGCUUAUCCUUACUAUUCUUCCGGGGGCACUGUUCUUGGUGGCUGCGAUUUUCUAUUUCAAGGAUCGAAUUAUUACGACUGCACGGUCGUUUUGGUUCAAGCAACAUGAGAAUUAUGGAAGUAUUUCAGCCAAUGAGACUGAGAUGGCAGAGAUCCGACAGAACAUUGAUGCUUAGAUCCCCACACCCACCUGAAUUUUAAACCAUUGAAUUCAAUAUACAUUGAUCCCUAUGUCAAACAAGUUUCUGCUCCUUUUUCUAUUUACUUUAAAUUGUGUUAGAUGCAUUGGAUUCUUUAGAUACUUUUCCUCUAUCAAAACAGUUUCUUCUCCUAUUCAUAUUUCUUACCCUAGCUUACUAACAGUUUUGUAUUUAUUUAUUUAUUUAUUUUUUAUACAAUUUCUUUGAAUUUUUU